Patiria miniata (bat star) is the source of this 2745-nucleotide messenger RNA. Its product is annotated as glutamate--cysteine ligase catalytic subunit-like. The coding region runs from base 367 to 2295 and encodes 642 amino acids. Gene Ontology annotation, cellular component: glutamate-cysteine ligase complex. The transcript is spliced from 15 exons. Gene Ontology annotation, biological process: glutathione biosynthetic process. Gene Ontology annotation, molecular function: glutamate-cysteine ligase activity. The record is from RefSeq and is a predicted model, not a curated record. NCBI's taxonomy places the organism in Eukaryota, Metazoa, Echinodermata, Asteroidea, Valvatida, Asterinidae.
GAUGUACAUGUACAUGAUGUAUACGGCGCAUGCCUGCACGUCCAUCAAUCAUUCAUUGUGAAAGAUUACAAUUCCAAGGUAAACACAGGCGAUACAGCCAUGAUACAGCAGUUUUUGGUUGUGUAUAAAUAGACGUGCAGACCCAUAGAGCCUUGCUCUAGAUCUGUGCAUGACUUGUGAGAGUCGAUCAGUGAGAGUUAUUAAGAUUGUCAAGCGUCUGACGUUGGCGUUCGGAUCGGAAGUGCACUAUUCUUCCAAGUAUUUUUAUAUAGGCCUAGCUCCAACUUUCAAGGCCAGCAUCAAGCACACUUGCUAAUUGCUUCAGCUCAUCAACAGCAAAGAUCCUAACGCCGCGCACCAUCAACUAUGGGUCUCCUGAGUCUCGGCAAGCCUCUGUCGUGGGAAGAAAUCAAGGCCAACGGUUACGACGAACACAUCCGUCGCCAUGGACUCAUCCAGUUUGUCAGUCUUUACAACAAGCUGAAAGACCGGCCAUGUGACGUGCUCAAAUGGGGGGACGAGGUUGAGUACAUGCUGGUCAAGUUGGAUCAUGAGAACAAGUCGGCUAAGCUUUUACUCAAAGCAGAAGAGAUUCUCCCCACGCUGCAAGAACAGGAAGAGAACAAUCCAAAGGGCGAUUUGAAAACUCUCUGGCGGCCCGAGUACGCAGCCUACAUGGUGGAAGGCACACCGGGCAAGCCUUACGGGGGAUUAAUGGCACAUCUCAACACCGUAGAAGCUAAUAUGAAAUUCAGGAGGCAAGAAGUGGAAAAGCUACUGGACACAGCUAAAGGGGAGACAGCCCUCAGCUUGACUGCAUUCCCCAGACUGGGAUGUCCCAGUUUUUCCACACCGUCGUACAAGCCCAACCCUAGCGACGAAGGCGUCUCCAAGUCACUAUUCAUUCCCGACGAAGUGAUUUACCCAGGACAUCCGCGGUUCAGGAGCUUGACAAAGAAUAUACGGAAGAGACGAGGCGAGAAAGUAGCUAUCAACAUUCCAAUUUUCAAAGACAAGAACACUCCGACUCCCUUCGUAGAGGAGUUCGUAAACGACCACGAUGGUGAGGGCGCUAGAGCAGCCAAGCCGGACCAUGUGUACAUGGACUGCAUGGGGUUUGGCAUGGGCAACAGCUGUCUUCAGAUGACAUUCCAAGCGUGCCAUAUCAAUGAGGCGCGACACCUGUACGAUCAGCUUACGCCACUGUGCCCGAUAAUUUUGGCAUUGAGUGCAGCUUCCCCUAUCUACAAGGGUUACCUCACGGACCACGACUGUCGAUGGAAUGUCAUUGCAGGUUCGGUAGAUGACAGAACACCAGAAGAGAGGAACUUAGAGCCAUUAAAGAACAACAAGUUUGUUAUCCCCAAGUCGCGCUACGACUCCAUCGACAGCUACCUGUCGCCCAACGGGGAGCGAUACAGCGACAUUGACCUGGUACUGGAUGAGAGAGAUUGCCAGGAGCUCAUGGAUAAAGGUAUUGAUCGUCAGUUGGCUCGGCACAUAGCCCAUCUCUUCAUCCGGGAUCCCGUGUCCGUCUUCGCUGAGAUGAUUGACCAGGAUGACUCUAAGGACUCGGAUCACUUUGAGAACAUUCAGUCCACCAACUGGCAGACGAUGAGGUUCAAGCCGCCACCGGUCAACUCCAACAUCGGCUGGAGGGUGGAAUUCCGACCGAUUGAGGUCCAGCUGACAGACUUUGAGAACGCAGCCUUUGUGGUCUUUGUAGUUCUGCUGACCCGCACGAUACUGACCUUCAAGCUGAACUUGCUGAUGCAGUUAUCAAAGGUGGACCUCAACAUGCAGCAAGCACAGAAACGCAAUGCUAUCCUCAACUCCAAGUUUUACUUCCGUAAAGACCUACAAUCUUGUGCCUGCGACUGCCCAAUUGAGAACGAGCAAUGCCUUAUGAGCAUCAACACCAUCAUCAACGGAGGUCCGCUGGGGGACGGCCAGGGGGACUUCCCCGGCCUGAUCCCCCUUAUCAACCAGUACCUGGCAAGUGUGGAAACAGACCUGGAUACGAGGUGUACCAUCAUGUGUUACCUGAAGCUCAUCUCGGAUAGGGCGUCCGGAAAACUUCAGACAUUGGCCGCUUGGAUACGGGAUUUCGUCGACAGUCACCCAGAGUACAAACACGACUCCGUCGUCACAGACAGAAUCAACUACGACCUGGUCACGGCCUGCGACCAAAUCACGAAGGGUCAGAUGACGGCCCCUGAGCUGUUCCACUGCACGGAGUCCAAAUCCUCCAAUGACAUCCCCAACUCGGUCAAGGUUGCCCAGGAGAUUGUGUAGCGCCCUCGCUUGGCAGGCUGGAUGAGCAGUAGCGCCCUCUAGUGAUCAGUUACAACCACUGCCUUGUGGAAGGGCAUUGGUGACUGUUUAACUCUCAAAAUUGUGCGAAGGAAAUGCAGAGGAUUGUGGGUAAUUACCGCCAUGAUCUAGCAUUUACAUUCGGUAUGCUGAGGGAAUUGUUGACCCAGGGUUACGUGUGAUAAACAAAAUCUGUCCAAUGAGAGUUCACAGAAAAAUAGAUAUCACCAGGGCCUUUAACCUAUUAGCAUGUGGGUUCAAUUUCAUAGCGCUGCUAAGCACACAAUUUUCUGUUAACAGAACCUUUGACUAUUUCAUGGAGACCGUGACCAGUAAGCAGUGAGCUUACAAAAAGCACGCUUACCUCAGAGGAAAAAUGUGACCUGCCAUAUCAUAAUGAGGAAUAACCCCCACCUGUGACUUUUCAAGUUA